AUGGACUGUGAAAAAACUGAAUAUGAGAGAAGCAGAAAUGGGCACUUAGAUUUUGCAAAGAAAAUACUGGAAUUAAAGCCUGAAUUUGCCACACAGGUGAAUGUAGAAGGAUAUAACCCAAUGCAUUUAGCAUCAAGAAAUGGACACCUACAGAUAGCAAGAGAGAUCAUCAUCACAACCGACUCAAAUGUUUGCCGUAUUGAAGGAAAAGACGGGACUACCGCUCUUCAUUUAGCAGUUUUAGGAGGGAGGGUUGACGUGAUAAGCGAAAUACUAGUUAAUUGUGAAGGAUGUAUGGAAGAUGUGACGGUGCAGAAAGAGACUGCUUUGCAUCUUGCUGUCAAGAACAUUCAGGCAUGGGCAGAAGUCAGUGGAGUGGCUGGGUCAGGAUGA
Spinacia oleracea (spinach) is the source of this 393-nucleotide messenger RNA. Its product is annotated as ankyrin repeat-containing protein BDA1-like. Bases 1 to 393 code for a protein of 130 amino acids. The record is from RefSeq and is a predicted model, not a curated record. NCBI's taxonomy places the organism in Eukaryota, Viridiplantae, Streptophyta, Magnoliopsida, Caryophyllales, Amaranthaceae. The transcript is spliced from 3 exons. Gene Ontology annotation, molecular function: protein binding.